AUGAAAUACUCAUGCACCGAAAAUGAUUCGAGGAGCACUUCACCAGGGAUGCGUCACGAGUCUAGGAGAGAAUAUUACGGUGUGAUGCCUUGCCAUCCGGUAGAAGUUGCCACUAUAGGUCCUCUCAACAAGGCUGAGGCUCUCUUAGGCAAUCAGAUCAUUGAGACCGCAACAUGCAGCAACUUUUCCUCGUCCUAUGCUAUAAUCAAAUCAAUAUGCGUCUCUUGGACGAAUACUCUUUCACCACCACGACUCAAGUCAUGGUAUUCAACCACCACACAUUCACCACCUCAUGAACUAGCUAACAUGCUCAGCUAUCUAAUUCAACCCUCUCUCGAUUCUCCUAAUUUCCCAUUUCCUAUGCCAGCCUGUUGGUUCAGCGUUUGGAUCACGCUCGUUUACUGUGGCGUCCGCUUCAGGCUCCGACUUCGGAAUAGUAUCCGCGCGACGAAGUUUCAAACGCCUCCCGCUGCCUUUGAGUUCUGCAAAGAUACGACAACCCAGCACACUCUCUACCUGCAAAUCUACUUGUUUGACUACCCAGUCGUCCCACAUACCGAAGUCAAUCAAGUCACCUACAUUAGACAUUCCCACCUCUUAUUUCAUUACUGCAUUUUACUGGCCUGGUCUGUGACCCCAUUCCUAUCAACAUUUCUGUCGUGGUUUGGACAAUACGAUAUUUAUCACUUGUCUCCAGCAUACUUUUGCACAUACUCUUCAGAAUACCUUGACCCCGGCCACUCUUUUUUUGGGGCAGUAGCAGAGCACAGAAUCCUCCAAGAAAUUGGGUUUGGACUCCCACAUACUUUGGCCUCUUGCGGGGUUUGUUUCGAUAGCGCAUCCGCGCACAUUGCCACCGGAGCCAGCGAGUUUGGCCCGGACACUGCACAUACCUUGACUACAUUCAAAAUCUGUUUCGGCACCGGCAGCACAUCCGUACACAUCAUUCCGCCCAAUUCCAAUUUUCGGCACUCGAAGCUUCAGUCUCAGCUUUCAGCCCUAUCCUCCACUCCCCCAUAUCGACUUAGACAGCGUCAUCGCGAGCUCCUGAGCCGCUUAUUAAGUCUAUUGUCUUAUUUGGUACAAUACGAGGAUCCUACAACACUAGAGGCACCAAAUACGAUUGUUCAUACUCUAUUCGGUCUCCUCUGCAACCAAAACUCCAACGCACACGGAACUCUAGCAUACCCUUCCAACCAAGUCGAAUCCGCCAAGUCCAACUCUAACCCACAAGGCCAUGAUUCAUCUUCAUUCAAUUGCCACAGGUACGACAUCCCGUCCCCAUACCCCAGGCUGUGUUUGCAUAUCCCUCCGAAGCAGGUCUUCGAAAGAACAUACGACGUCUACACGAUGACAUCCAGCACGCUAAGUCUUGACAAUUCGUCUUCCCCCCCGGGCCUCACCGCUCAAGUCGGGAGCUCGCCCGGCCCAGCCAAUCUUAGUUCGAACAUCGAUCUCAACUUUACUUCAACUCCCGCCCUAACUGCAACUCCAACUUCAGGCCCAACUCUAUGGCCAGUUAGCAGCAACCCCAACACUAACGCCAACCCACGCCUCACCCCAGGCCCCUUCACUAUCUCCAGCCCUCUGACCUCCCCAACCCCAAACGCCUCAGCCUCAUUCUCCGUAAUGGAUUGUUCCGCCAACCCACGCAGCUUCGCUAUUGUCCAAAUCCACACAGCGAAAUGCGCAAUCUGCGACUCGCGCAACAUGGCACUCAUGCGGCGGUGUCCAGGCUGCACAUAUCAAGUGUGUCAGCCAUGCUUCAACGCUCGCGGAACGAUGCCCUUGUACCAUGGGAACUUAAGUGCGGGAUCUAGUAUGGGGGGUUUGCCAGUUACGCCCGUGAGGAGGCUUUUGUUUGGUGGGUUGGGUGCUGGGUCAGGAUCGGGAGUAGGAGUGCAUGUGGGUUCGAGUUCGACGCCGGGAUCUGGUGACAGGGCUGCUAUUAUCGCUGGUAGUGACGCUGCCACUGCUUUAGUGAUUUCGAACCCAAGUGGCAACAGGAGUCGUAGUAGCGGUGUAUCUCUGGCCCGAGACACUCCAAUGCAAGACGCGGAUUCAGCUCUUCCAGAAAUCUCUCUCGCACUCGGCUCAACCUCUGCUCACCUACCUACCUCCGCCGCUGGACUGAAAACCAGCAAACGAGGCCGUGUACUCAAAGAAAAAGCACCUGUCAUCGACGACUCGUCCGACGCCUUUGACGACGCGGACACCUUUGAAUGCGAGAUGAGUUCGCCACCAACGCCGGCUCCAAAGCGGCGAAAGACAGCAACCACGACUGCUGCCGUUGCGGAGAAGGGGACUAAUCUUAUGGCUGCAAGAGAAAUGACUCGGACUCCUACGCCAAAGAAGCGUCGCUCAAGCAAAACUUCACUAAAGCAACAAACGGCCAUGCCUGGCCUCAGCAGCUUUACUCCUCUGCCUCACUCAGAUCUCCCACUCGCGUAUGUCGAAGGCCAACCCGACACAAUCUUGCGCAUGCCCUCGACCGUCCCUUCAGUUGACAAUGCGGAACCCCCAGAAUGCCGUCCGUUGGAUGACAUGUUGGCCGAAGACAUGAUCGAAGAGAUUCGAAAGCAGAACAAGACGAGGGGAUACAGGCAAGGGCAACAUAUUCUGGGUCGAUACGAGACUGAGCUGGUCAGCAACCCCGUGAUCCAAGUGCCGGAGCUCGUGCGUCGGAAGUUUAAGCCGCGUCCAAGGGCCGAGGAGAUACAGAAGAAUAUUCAAGAGAAGGUGAAGGCGAGGCUGGAGGCACAAUGGGAGGCUGAGCAUACUGGAAAUGUCAGUCAGAUUCAAAAGCAUCCGAAAUUUGCGAGAGUAUGUACUAACUUGCUUGUGCAGGCGAACACUGGCUUCCAAGAGAGUGAGAUGGCCUCAAGUCCCGUGGCUCCGGCUAAGCCAACUGUGCGCGCCAUCGUCCAGGCCACGGCUCUGAGACUCCAACGUGACAUCUCUCUGACUGCUGAACAAGAGAAACGUCUGCUCGUCACGAUGAACGAAGCUGCCCGGAAGAUGACGAACAAGUUCUACGACGAGUCAGCGGAAAUGGUUCGACAAUUUAUAGACUUUUCUGUUGACAUGCCAACCGAGAACCUGGGAAGCCGGCAAGUGCAAGAGCUCACCCAGGCGGUCGAAGAGGAAGGUGCUCGCAUCAUUAAGAAUCUUGAGGCUGCUCCACUGCCUACCCCUCGCAAGACGGCCCCGUUCGGUGGGAUAUCGAUGCCAAGCCCUGGUCCUCUGCCACCAAUUGGCUUCUUCACAGUCUCUCCAACCAAGAGCAAACAUGGCAGCUCGAGGGAUCGAACUCAGCCGAGGAGAAGCCCGCUUUCUCUGAACCCUCAUGUGCCUGAAAACAGAGCUAUCACAAAUAUUUCCGUGGUAAGAAGGCCCAAUAUCAUUCCACACAACGUCAGUUUUUGCGCCAGUAUCAAAAUAACCAAAUUGGAGGACAAAAGCCGUUGUGCGAUAUGCAACAGCGAGCCUGGCGCAAUGGAUACAUUUUCUGAUUGUACCAUGAUUCGACUUGCUGGAUUGGCUGCCCCUCACGAUUGCGAUUUCAACGACAUUGUGCUUCCGGUGAAGACGACGUGGAUCAUUUUGUCAUGCUAUGACGAAGGGUUUAUUUCAGUAGAUCGAUAUGCGGCUUCCUUUCUUGCGUUUACGGUUAGCUGGGGUGAACUGAGUCAGGGUGUUCGUGUCAAGUCUGGAAAUGAGGGAUGUGCCAGGCGAGACGAAGCGGAUAGAUAG
This is a messenger RNA of Lindgomyces ingoldianus, 3753 nucleotides long. RefSeq lists its product as uncharacterized. The record is from RefSeq and is a predicted model, not a curated record. NCBI's taxonomy places the organism in Eukaryota, Fungi, Ascomycota, Dothideomycetes, Pleosporales, Lindgomycetaceae. Bases 1 to 3753 code for a protein of 1250 amino acids. The transcript is spliced from 19 exons.